AUGAUGCCAUCACAACGGAAAGUGGCUGCAACUCAUGCUAUUGAAAUUGAUUUGGCACAUGAAUCGAGAUUAAGAUUAAAGCAAUCUUAUGAGCUUCUUAAUAAGCAAGUUGGUGAAUAUGAUAAUCUUGGUUUUACUAAGCAAGAUCAUAAAAACUAUUUACGCACUAAGCGACAGAGAGACAUGGAGCAUGGGGAAGCUACUAGCUUGGGACGAUAUUUCAGUUAUCAACUUAAGGAAAAUCCUUCAUAUUAUUUCGCUACUCAAUUGGACUAUGAAGAGUUGAUUACUAAUAUCUUUUGGGUCGAUGCAAGAAUGAUCAUUAACUAUAGCCACUUCAGUGAUGUAAUAAUGCUUGAUACAAUGUAUAGUACAAAUAGAGAUGCAAGGCCACUUGGAGUAUUUUUGGGUCUCAAUCACCAUAGAGAAAUUGUUUUAUUUGGAGGUGCAUUUUCAUAUGAUGAAACAAUUGAAUCUUUUGUAUGGUUAUUUGAAACCUUCUUAGAAGCAAUGUCUGAAAAGAAGCUAAUCACUAUUUUCACAGAUCAAGAUGCAGCAAUGUCAGCUGCAAUAAAAGUAGUCAUGCCUAAGACAUAUCAUGAUGUUCGUGAAAAUAAAUGGCUAAUUGAUCUAUUUAAAUUGAAGAAAAAAUGGGCCCAAGCAUAUGUUAAGAGAACUUUCACUGCAGGAAUGAAGACAACCCAACUUAGUGAGAGUUUCAAUGCUGACUUGAAGGAUUGCUUGUGUACUGAUCUCAAUAUAGUAGAGUUUUUCACUCAUUUUGAAAGAGUUGUCAAUCAAAAACAGGAUAAGGAGUUAGAAGCAAAAUACAACUCUAGACAUAAAUUUCCAAGAUUGAAGCUCAAAAGCUCUCCUAUGCUUAACCAAGUAGCAAUAGUGUACACGCCUAUGUUGUUUGAUUUAUUUCAGACAAAAGAUGAAGAGUCGGCUUCUACAAGUUCUGCAUCACAUCAGGGAGGCUCAUCAGCAAGUGUUGCAUUAGCAUCACAUUUAGAGAGUCUAUCAAAUGUUAUAGGCUCCAAUGACAAAAUUAAUGGUGCAGGAGGUCUCUUAACUCAAGGAAGUGUUGCAAGUGGAGAUCCCUUGACUCAAGAAAGUGUUACAAGUGGAUGA
Quercus robur (English oak) is the source of this 1134-nucleotide messenger RNA. RefSeq names its product protein FAR1-RELATED SEQUENCE 5-like. The coding region runs from base 1 to 1134 and encodes 377 amino acids. The record is from RefSeq and is a predicted model, not a curated record. Gene Ontology annotation, biological process: regulation of DNA-templated transcription. The transcript has 3 exons. Lineage: Eukaryota; Viridiplantae; Streptophyta; Magnoliopsida; Fagales; Fagaceae.